AUGAAAAAUGCAUCAAAUAGUCGUCCGAACAUGUGGCAAGAUCCCAUGUGUAGUAUUAUUGGAUAUACCUCAUUAUUCUUAUUUAAUUUUGUUAUGAAUUUGGUAACUUUCAUCAUUUUUAUAACUUGGUAUCAAGCUACGAGAAGGAUCGGUCUUAGCUUUGGUCGUUACGAUUGUGUAAUUUUUAUAGUUGUUACGACAGUUUCUAUGUUUUACACUUUGCUCGGCGUGGGUGAAUACGGUGAAGCUCACAUUAGGUGUGCAAUUCAAUCGUAUAACAUAUCGAUCCUUUGCAUUUCUCUGGUCACAAUCACAAUUAAUAUGUCAUUGAUAUUCAUCCUUUAUCUAAAUACGUAUUUAUAUUUGAAGAGGAGACUAUUAAAUAACCAAUAUCCACCCGAGGAUGAGAUAACAAAGAAAAUAUUUUCAUACGCUUUCGCUUUCGCUUUUCAAAUAUUGAUUAUAUUAUUUUAUACCAUUACCACAAUCAUUAAAUUGAACCAUAAUACGAUAGAUCUAAUUUUCAUAUUUGGAAUCAUUAAUGGUGGUUUAUUAAUAACCAUUCAGUAUAUUAAAAAUGAAGGUUGGUCGCAUAAGCCAAUCCUUUCAGCAGCUGUAAAACGUCAUUCGCUGGAUAGUUCGGCUCAAUCCAUAUCGUCUGUACCAAAUUCAUUACGGCUUACUGAACAUUUUCCUUUUACAAAGAUUCAAGUCGAUGUUGUUCAACAACAAACGACUCAACGAAGGCAAAUUGAGAAUUAUUUUUAA
This is a messenger RNA of Funneliformis mosseae, 768 nucleotides long. NCBI's taxonomy places the organism in Eukaryota, Fungi, Glomeromycota, Glomeromycetes, Glomerales, Glomeraceae. The record is from the annotation of a GenBank genome assembly.